AUGGUCUCCUUGCCAAUCAGGGAUAGAUGGUUGGAGAGGCGGGACCAAGGCGAAGUAUUGGCGCCCCCAAGUGGGUGUGGUCACGCUGCCCAGCAGUGGGCGGUGAUUGGCUCGGGGCGGUGCAAGCGCAGCUUGUGCGUCACGACGCCGCCAGCUGAUCGGAGACUGGAGCCGGUGUGUGCUGGGCGCUGGGAAGAGACAGCGCCGCCGACCCCGGGCCGCCACGCCCAGGCGUUCUCGGGGCUCCUGGUGUCAGGAGCGUCCUUCGCCGCGUUCCGGGGGCUGCAGCUGCUGCCCAUUCCAAGACCUGCUGCACAGAACCGUUGGAAGUGGUGGAACAUCUGUGUCUCUCUGACGCACAGCCUGCUCACGGGAGCCGAGGCGCUGCUCGGGCUGUCGCUGUACCCUCAGAUGGUCACUGACCAGAUUCAUGGCCACCCGCCCUGGGCCCUGGCGCUGGUGGCUGUUUCUGUCAGUUAUUUCCUGGCUGAUGGAGCUGAUAUGCUGCAGAACAAGACCUUGGGCCAGACCUGGGACCUCCUCUGUCACCAUUUGGUGGUAGUAAACUGCUUCAGCACUGCUGUUCUGUCUGGCCACUCAUGCUUGUCCAUGGUGUCACUGCUCCUGGAGCUGAACUCUGUUUGCCUGCACCUGCGGAAGUUGCCGCUGCUUUCUCACCAGGCUGCAACCUUGGCCUUCAGAAUGGCCAGCUGGGCCACCCUAGUCACCCUAGCUCUCUUCCACCUGGUCCCAUUAGGGUGAAUGAGUCUGUGGCUGUUCUGGCAGCACCAGCAUGUGUCUCCUGCUCUUGUUCUUGGUGGAUCUGGGCUAGUCACUGUGGGUGCUAUGAGCAUCCUACUCAGUGUCUGCAUUCUGAUCAGUGAUGUCCUGAGCUCUCAGCCCUGUCCACCCACCCCUGGGCACAGGAAACCAUGGGAGACUAGAACACGUGAUGGUGAGCUUACCAGGCCUGACCAUAGGAACAAUUCCACUCUCAGCCUGGAAGACGAGCGAGAAGCCACAGGCUCCUUUUCCGCCAGUCCUGGCAGAGAAUCUGAGAAGAAAAGCUAA
Molecule: messenger RNA, 1071 nt
Organism: Orycteropus afer afer
Lineage: Eukaryota; Metazoa; Chordata; Mammalia; Tubulidentata; Orycteropodidae
Gene: TLCD2
Product: TLC domain containing 2
Biological process (GO): membrane assembly; plasma membrane organization; phospholipid homeostasis
Cellular component (GO): plasma membrane
Source: RefSeq, a predicted model, not a curated record